Molecule: messenger RNA, 3529 nt
Organism: Saccostrea echinata
Lineage: Eukaryota; Metazoa; Mollusca; Bivalvia; Ostreida; Ostreidae
Product: protein FAN-like
Exons: 32
Coding region: 49-2793 (914 amino acids)
Molecular function (GO): protein binding
Source: RefSeq, a predicted model, not a curated record
AUGGAUUAAUCAAAGUUCUAAUGGUUGGCAGACAUACUCCUUAUUACGAUGGCAUUUAUCGAACACGAUAUAGCUGACCAAGAAAGAUUCAACUUACUGCUAUUAGAGCCAGGGGAAAUUUAUUUUGAAGAUUACAGUGUGACGUAUUUUCCUAACGGCACACUGAAAAAAGACAAGGGAAAAAAGUCACAGAAGGGACAUCUUAAAAUUUGUUCCAAGUCUGUUGUUUUUGUCCCUAAAGUUAUCCAGUUUCCAAUACUUAAGCUUCCAUUGAAAAAUGUCACAUCAAUUGAAGAAUGGUCUGGAGACUUAUUUUCCAGGCUUGAAAAAGAUAAAAUUAUAAAGAUAACGUCUAACCGAGCCGUGAAAAUGAAGGAAAACAACAUUAUUGGACCAUAUUCAUUUUUCAAGGAAGCAUCAGAUUACACUUUCCAGCUGGACUAUGCCUCUGUUGAUGAUUGUCUGCCACAAAUCUGUCAGCUUCACCGCGCCUCCACACUGCCUCCAGGGGAACAAACUGCAAUGAUAAAUGCCAUAGUCUUAUCAAGGCAAUCCAGAUGCAAAUUCAAUACAAGCUGGCUGGAAGAUCUGUAUGAGAAGAUUCAGUUUCAAACUCAGGGUGACAGAAUUCUUCCUUUGGUCACAAACCCUGGACGAAUCAUGCUGACUUGUAAAAGAUUGUACUUCCAACCCUUCAACAAUAUAGAAAAGGUUCCUGUGAUUAAGAUAAGAUUAAAAGACAUAUCCAGGGUCAUUAAAAGAAGAUUUCUACUACGUCAUGUCGGAAUAGAGAUAUUUUGUAAAGAAGGAACUGCCUGCUCACAUAUUUAUCUGAGCCUGCAAUCAGCAAAUGACAGAAAUGAACUUUAUGAUACAAUACUUAAACAGGAAGAGCUGCAACUAGAGGAAACAUCUCAAGAUGACAUGAUGAUAAAAUGGCAGAGUAAAAACCUGUCUAAUUAUGACUACCUGAUGUAUCUGAACAGCCAAUCGGACAGAAGUUUCUGUGAUCUAACGCAGUACCCUGUCAUGCCCUGGGUCAUCACAGAUUUUACUUCUCCAACCCUGGAUUUAGAAGAUGAGAAAAUUUACAGAGACCUGAGGAAGCCCAUAGGAGCACUUAAUGAGGAGAGGAUCCAAAAAAUGAGGGAGAGAUAUCGAGAAAUGCCAGAUCCUAAAUUCCUGUAUGGAUCUCACUACUCAACCCCUGGUUAUGUUCUGUUCUAUUUGGCAAGAAUAGCUCCAGAGUAUGUGCUGUGCUUGCAGAAUGGAAAAUUUGACAAGCCUGACAGAAUGUUUAAUAGUCUUGAUGACACCUGGGGUAAUUGUCUAGAAGGGGCCGCUGACUUCAAGGAAUUGAUUCCAGAGUUUUUUGAUGGGAAUGGAGAAUUUCUUCUCAAUAAAGGGGUCAGUAACUUUGGUAUAAGACAAGAUGGUCGACCAGUUGGUGAUGUAGAACUUCCACCUUGGGCAAAAGACUACCAUGAUUUUAUUGACAAAAUGAGAGCAGCCCUAGAGAGUGACUAUGCCUCAGAACAUAUACAUCACUGGAUAGAUCUUAUAUUUGGAUACAAACAGAGAGGAAAAGAGGCAGAAAAAGCUGAUAAUGUUUUCUAUUACAUGACAUAUGAAGGAGCAGUGGAUUUGGACAAAAUUGAGGACCCAAAUGAAAGAGCCAGAAUAGAGAUCCAGAUUAUGGAGUUUGGUCAGACUCCCCAUCAGCUGUUUGAAAAACCACACCCUCCCCGAUUCACGAGAGAUGGAAUUAGACAUCACAGUUCCACCACAGCAUCGUGUAGUUCACAGGAGAAUGAACUUCAAGUGAAGGAGGCUGAAUCUAUUCAAUCUUCCGAGUCUGGUGUAGUCAGUUCUGUACAGAGUUGUCUUUCUUUAGAGGAUAUAUCAGCACUUCAAAUUACUCAUCAAUACUCACUUCAUAAAAGUUGUAUCACUGCUAUGCAGCUGACCGAGGAUGGAUGUAAUAUAUUUUCAGUUUCACAAGAUACAACACUGAAAAUGUAUUCACUGGAGGACCAGAGGCAGCUUAGCUUUAAUGUGUCAAAUAUGGCAUUAUCUUCAUGUAUAGUAAUGCCAGAUAACAGAACAAUUGUUGUUGGAUCUUGGGAUAACUUUGUAUACUUCUACAGUGUAGAGUUUGGACGUACUCUGGACACUCUAAAAGCACAUGAUGAUGCAGUUUCUUCUGUUGUUUGGAAGAAUAACUUUCUUAUCACAGCAUCUUGGGACUCAACUGCAAAGGUAUGGCAGUUUGAUCCCCCAAGUGAACCACACAAUUUUAAUGCAGCUGUUUUUGUAGGACAGCUGGAUCAUGAUUCUGGAGUUUCUUGCCAAGACAUAGAUGAAACUGGUUCUCUUCUUGCGACAGGAACUGAAGAAGGACAUGUUCUAAUUUGGGACAUCAAAUCGCUGCAUCCUAUUGCAGAGAUGGAAGAAGUUCAUAGUGGCACAGUCAAUUCACUUGCAUUUACUUUUGAUAGCAGAAGACUAAUUUCCUGUGGAGCAGACUCGGUGUUGAAGAUCCUAGAUGUGGAGACACAGACAGAAGUCUUUGUCAAGAAUUUAGGACAUCAAAUUCUUUGUUUGGCCUGUUUUGAAAGUUUGAUACUAUGUGGAACAGAGAAUGGAGAACUAGAAAUUUGGGACAUUGAGAAAGCCAGUGUAUUGUCAGCAAUUAAAGGCCAUAAUGAACCAGUCACUUGUAUUGAAGUUGGGAGAAAGUGUGUGUUAACGGGGGACAAAGGAGGAGGUAUCUGUGUGUGGAAACCUGGCUGACUCAAAGAAUGUUUAAAAUGUUACAACAUCAUGUGCAUAAAAAGUAGACCAAUGUUUUUAACAACAUUGAAAAUGUAACAAAUUUAUUGUAAUUUACAGUAUAUUUUUAUAGUUGUAUUAUAUUAUGUGUUGCAACCAAAAGACAUGCAAGAAGGAUAAACAAAACCUUAAAUUAGAUCAAUUGUCAAUAAAGUAUUGAUUAGGUGUCAGUUGUUGAACUGUACAAUCCACUGGGAAUAAAUAUGAAGAUGAUGUAAAAAGAAACUAUAUAUAUAUAUCUCCAAGGAGAGAGGUAGCUACAUGUACAUGUAUUUUAAGUUUUCAUGUUUUGUUUAUAUUAUUUAUUGCAAUGUGUUGGGGAAAUGUUGCAUAUCUGUGCAUGCAUUUGUAUGAACAUUGAUCAAUUUUAAUGAAUAUUCAAAUUGUUAUAGAAAUAUUUACUUUUUGUUAUCUGUUUAAAUGAUACUUUUGAUUCUUUUCCUUAUUUAAGGAAGUCUAGUCUGAGAUCUAAAAUAUUGUUGGCCAUAAGAUCUACAACUUUUGCUCUUCAUCUGUUGUUCAUAAAGUGUAGAGUCUUUUCAAACUGAUAAUUGUUUUCCAUAAUAUGUAUGUUAUGUAGUUGUAUGAUUAGAAAUAUAUGAGCAUGCACAUUCCAUAAAUGUUCUACUGUUUGAAAAAAUUUAGUUACAACCAAGGCCAAACAAUUUUUGAUGAAUAAAUCAUUUAUUCCUCUAUA